This is a messenger RNA of Leptopilina boulardi, 4310 nucleotides long. RefSeq names its product plastin-2 (gene Fim). The record is from RefSeq and is a predicted model, not a curated record. The transcript is spliced from 4 exons. Gene Ontology annotation, molecular function: calcium ion binding; actin filament binding. NCBI's taxonomy places the organism in Eukaryota, Metazoa, Arthropoda, Insecta, Hymenoptera, Figitidae. Gene Ontology annotation, cellular component: actin filament; cytoplasm; actin filament bundle. The coding region runs from base 394 to 2283 and encodes 629 amino acids. Gene Ontology annotation, biological process: actin filament network formation; actin filament bundle assembly.
GACUAGUGUUUCAGUCAGUGUUAGCUGAGCUCCACGAAAGUAGGGACUGUUUUUUUUUUAAUCAUCAUCAUAAUCAUCAUUAUUCUGACGUCGCGUAUCAACGACGACGCGGAUACUGGAUGAUUAAAGGAUAUCCUGUGUUUGUAGUUAAAAGAAGAAAAAAAAGGCCGGGAGUGUUUUUAAUAUUUAAAUUUUAUUGAUCGUUCAAAAUUCGAUCAUUUUCUCAAAAAAAAAAAAAAAAAAAUUCUUUGAAAACAAACAAGAAUAAAAAUUAAAAAAAAAAAAAAAGUGUACUUAUCCGGAUUGUUUAUAGAAGUAUAAAAACCCUGUUAUAGGAAUUUGGGUGUGGGACAAAGUGAUUUGGGAGAGUGUACAGGGAAGAAUCCGGGCAACAUGGCCACCGCCAUUGACGACCGGCAAGAAUUGUUGGAGCAAUUUCAAACGAUAGAUGAAAAUGGUGAUGGAUUCAUUGACUUGGCAGAAUUGCGAAAUGCAUUAGACGUCUGUGGUUUUAAAAUGCCAGGCUAUAAGGUUCGUCAAAUGAUUGAAGAGUACGAUGAUAAACAAAGAGUAGAGCACAAAGGUCGUCUUUCAUUUGAGGAAUUUGAGAAAUUAUGCAAAGAACUCAAGGCAAAUGAACUUGGUUCAACAUUUAAGCAAGUUGUUUCAAAAAAGGAAAAUCUUGAAACUUUAGGUGGUAUUUCCGAAGCGUCAAGUGAAGGUACAACACAUUCCGUACGACUUGAGGAACAACUUGCUUUUAGUGAUUGGAUUAAUACAAAUUUGGCACACGAUCCCGAUUUAAAACAUCUUCUUCCAAUUGAUGGCGAGGGUAAAGCACUUUACGAUAAAGUCAAGGAUGGUAUACUCCUAUGUAAAAUCAUUAAUCACUCAUGUCCGGACACAAUUGAUGAGCGCACAAUCAACAAAAAGAACAUGACCCUCUACAAGAAACAUGAAAAUUUAACACUAGCCCUAUCAUCAGCACAAGCAAUUGGUUGCAAUAUUGUUAAUAUUGAUGCACACGAUCUCACCAAAGGUUCACCACAUUUGGUUCUUGGUCUUCUUUGGCAAAUCAUUAGAAUUGGUCUUUUUAAUCAAAUUACUUUAGAAAAUUGUCCUGGUCUCGCUACAUUACUUCAGGAAGGUGAACGAAUUGAGGAUCUAUUGAAACUAUCACCUGAAAUGAUUCUAUUACGUUGGGUUAAUCAUCAUUUGGAAAAUGCUGGCAUUGCAAGAAGAUGUACUAAUUUUAUGUCAGAUAUUACCGAUUCAGAAAUAUAUUCCCAUUUAAUAAAACAAAUAGCGCCAAAUUCAGCUGAAGUAACACUAGAAGCACUAAUGGAAUCAAAUCAUAUGACAAGAGCCGAGAUAAUGCUUCAACAAGCUGGAAAAUUGGGUUGUCGUAGUUUUGUCACACCAAGUGAUGUUGUUAAUGGAAUUUAUAAAUUAAAUCUUGCCUUUGUAGCAAAUAUGUUUAAUAAUUAUCCAUGUUUAGAUAAACCCGAAACGAAUAUUGAGGGUCUUGAAGCAUUGGAAGAGACACGAGAGGAAAAGACUUAUCGUAAUUGGAUGAAUUCAUUGGGUGUUUCGCCACAUGUUAAUUGGCUUUAUUCUGAUCUUGCCGAUGGAUUAGUUAUUUUUCAGCUUUAUGAUAUUAUUAAACCAGGUUCAGUUAAAUGGAACAAGGUUCAUAGGAAAUUUACAAAGCUUAGGAAAUUUAUGGAAAAAUUGGAAAAUUGUAAUUAUGCAGUAGAACUUGGUAAAAAGAUGAAUUAUUCUUUAGUUGGUAUUGCUGGUCAGGAUAUUAAUGAUGGUAAUGCAACUUUAACAUUGGCUUUAAUCUGGCAGUUAAUGAGAUCUUAUACAUUGUCAUUAUUGACCUCUCUUGGUGGAACACAAAAUAAUACAAGUGUAGAAAAAGAAAUUGUACAAUGGGUUAAUUCAAAAUUACAAACUGCUGGUAAAACAAGUAGUAUUAAGGGAUUUCAGGAUUAUGCAAUAGCUGAUGGAAAAGUUUUACUCGAUCUUAUUGAUGCAAUUAAACCAGGAACUGUAAAUUAUGAUCUUGUCAAAGAAGGAGGAAAAGAUGAGGAAAACUUGGAUAAUGCAAAGUAUGCGAUAUCCUUGGCUCGAAAAUGUGGGGCAAGAGUCUAUGCAUUGCCUGAAGACAUUACUGAAGUGAAACAAAAGAUGGUGAUGACAGUAUUUGCCUGUCUAAUGGCUAUGGACUACAUUCCAAAUAUGGAUUCAAAAUCGAACAACGUUAAUAAUGUUCAAUAAUGAAAUAUUGCUUCUGGUUUUUUUCUCUACACUCUCUUUUUAUUAUUCUAUCAUGUGUAUACAAAAUUAUAUUCUCUUCGCCGAACGUUUUUGUUUUAAACGUUAUAAUCUACAUAUGUAAAUAUUUUAGAUUAAGGUAGCUGAUUUACAAAUUUAAUGGAAAGAUUCUCAAAAAAAGAGUCAUGAAAAAAACUGCAAUUUUUGACCAUUACGUGCAAUAUCUAAUAAUCACAACUUGAAAAGUUGGAAAAAUGAAUUAAACAGAAAAUAUAAAUAAUUGCACGUUCUUGUCAGGAAAAUUAACAACAAAGUUGUAUUUGUUAUUUUACAAGGGGGGUUUUUUUUUUGUUUUCAAAAACUUUUUAAUAUCGGUCUAUUAUUGUACUAUUAAAAUAGUAUUCAAAAUACAAAAAUAUAAAAUAUUACGUAAGUAUCGGAAAACUUGCGUAGUUUUUUUUCUUCUACGCAUUUAUCAUUUAUUUAAUGAUAUUUGUUUUGUGAAUUAACUUUAUGGUAAUCUAUAACUCGAUUCGAGUUGAAAAUUUUGCGCCUAAUAUAUAUAUAUACUAAGAUAAAAAAUAAACAAAUAAAUUUGUUUAUACACAGUCAUAAAUUAAAUAAAUAAGAGUAUAAUAUGCAAUAAAGUAUUUGGUAACUAUAUAUAUUAUAAUCAAUCAAAUUUUUGAAUAAUUCGUCAAAAAAAUCAAUUCAUAUAAAAUCGAUACAUUCUCCUUUUUACAAGAGAAUAAUCGAUUUUCAUUUUUAUACGGGAUAUAUUUUUCAGCGAAUAUUGUGUAUUUAUAAAAUAUAUAGUAAUUAUAUUUGCGAAUAAAUUAUCUACAACUAUUUAAUAUCAAUUUACGCACGUAAUUUUAUAUAUGUCAUAUUUCGAUUUUUGAGAGAAAGAAAAACUGUCUCUUUUUUUUUUUUUUUUUAUUUCUCAACAAAAUUAUAUAAUAAUGUGAGAAUUAAAAAUGCAACGAUAAUAUGGCUGAAAUUCUAUUGAAUAGACGCACAUCAGUAAUUAAUAUUAAUAAUAAUAAUAGUGUGCCAUUAUCAAUUGUUGGGACUGCAUUAAGCAUUUCAGUGAAUGAAUCUAUUUUUUUUUUGUUAGUUUAUUGAAACAUACGUACUUACGUAAUUUUGUGAUUUGUUUUUAGUUAAAAUUAUUGGAAAAAAAAGACAUUAGAAUUUUUUAGAAGAUAAUAAAUAAAGUUUAAAGAAAAAUUAAUAACGGACCAAAUAAUUUUCUCAUUUUUUUUUGAAAAUUGGGCUUAAAAAUACAAAGAAAAAAGAAAGUAGACAUAAGAAAAUAAAUCAUUGAAAAAUGAUUUUAUUGUAAAAGAAAAGAAAAUUUUCUUAUAAUGGACAAGGACUUUACAAAGCCAUGUCGAUAAGAUAAUAAAACGUUAUAUAUAAAAAAAAAAACUAGUUUAUAUUUAGUACAUUUGCCAAGCAAUUGUUUCUGUAACGAUAAUUUUAAUGUAUCGUUAUUCGGUAUUAUAAAAUCAGCUUCUACGAAGGCUUUAUAUUUUAAACUUUUUUUUUUCUCUAUUCAUUUGCUAUUGCAAAUUUAAAAAAAAAAAAUUAUUUUUUCGUUAUAUAUAGAUGAAAUUUUUUUUUUUUAAGUGCUAAUUAUUGGAAAUAUUAUUAUAAACGCGCUUGAAAUACGAUAUGUAGAAUGUGUGAGUGUAAAUAGAAUUUGUAUUUAUGCAAUAAUUUUUUUUUUUUUUUUCUAUAGGAAAAUCGAGACAUAAAGUGCAAUCAUUUAUCAAGAGUAAUUUCUAAUUUUUUUGAAGAAAUUCAAAUAUAAUUGAUUUAUGUCCAUAUAGCCGGAAAAUUAACUUCUCGAAAAUAUAUGAAAUAUUUAAUCAAAAUUUAUAGUAGUAAUAAAAUUUUAUUACUAUAAAUAUUUACGCAAAAAAAAAUAAUAAUAAUCGAGAAGUAAAUAUUAUGGGCUAUUUUAAUUAAAUAGCAUUUUAAGUAAAAAUUGUACCAUUUUGUUUAAAUAAAAGAAUGGGUCAUGA